UUGAAAUCUUCCUUUUUCAAAUCCUUCCCCCAUUGAACUUUCUACUUCUCUUUCUCUCUCUUUUCUAUUCCAGGUUCUAUAUGAAACUACACAGAUUCAUUUAUUCAGAAAACCAAUUUUCUUCAAUCUAUUCUCAUUUUUUAUGAAUUCGUCACAUUCUGGAGAAGAUGAAGAUUGACCCCUGGAAGUAAAAUAUUGUGAUAAGAUAUCAAAUUCUUCUUUGUUGCUGUUUACAAGGAAUGCUUUGGAAUACACUCACUGAUAAGAAAGGAAUAUAACCACUGUUUUGAUAUGAUUGUGGACCACAUCAUCCAUGGAAGCUAUUAUCUACAAAUGGGUUUUCAUAUUUCUGCUUUCUUGCUGGCUCAUGUUCACAGUUUCAUACUCAGUGGAGGGUUUGCAUGGAGAUUCAAAAGUGAGAGGGGUGAAUCUCGGUGGAUGGUUGGUUAUAGAGGGCUGGAUUAAACCUUCCCUGUUUGAUGGAAUCUAUAAUGGGGACAUGCUUGACGGAACUGAGGUUCAGCUGAGAUCAGUAACACUGCAAAAGUAUGUUUCAGCUGAGAAUGGAGGUGGAAUGGAUGUUACAGUUGAUAAGGAUAUCCCAUCUUCAUGGGAAACAUUCAGGUUGUGGAGAGUAUCAGAUUCAGAAUUUCAGUUUCGUACUAUGCAAGGCCAAUUUUUUACCUUCAAUGGUGAAGGGAAUUCUGUAACUGCAACAGCCGAAUCACCAUCUGCUAUGGAAACGUUUUAUAUCGAGAGGUAUAACAACGAUAGAAUCCAUAUUAAGCUUCAAAGUGGGACAUAUCUUCAGACCUCGAUAGCAAAUCGAAUAACUGCAGACUACCCAGGAAUCCCAGGAUGGGAUGAUAAUACAGCCACGUUUGAGAUGACGAUUGUUUCAAAUGAUCUCCAUGGCGAUUACCAACUUGCCAAUGGAUAUGGUCAUGCUAAGGCAAAAGAAGUUUUCAAGAAGCACAGGAACAAAUUCAUAACCAUUGAGGACUUUGAUUUUCUGCAUCAACAUGGUAUAAAUUCGGUGAGGAUACCAGUAGGUUGGUGGAUAGCUUUUGAUCCUAAUCCUCCAUACCCUUAUAUAGGAGGUUCUUUGGAAGCUCUUGACAAUGCGUUUACUUGGGCCCAGGCCUAUAACAUAAAGUGUAUAAUAGAUCUUCAUGCAGCUCCCGGUUCUCAAAAUGGGAUGGAGCAUAGUUCUAGCAGAGAUGGUUUAACUGGAUGGCCUACCUCGCAAGAUUAUAUUUCACAAACUUUGGAUGUUAUAGACUUCUUAGCCUCCAGGUACGCAAGCCAUCCAGCCUUGCUGGGAAUUGAAUUGCUCAAUGAACCGUCAGCUGCGAAUGUCCCAUUGGAUGUCCUGACUUCAUUUUACAAACAAGGAUACCAAAUUGUGCGAAAAUAUUCCACGACAGCUUACGUGAUUGUUUGUCAAAGAAUUGGAAAGGCAGAUCCUUUGGAACUGUUACAAGCCAAUAUAGGUCCUUCGAACCUUGUGGUGGACAUACAUUACUACAAUCUUUUCGAUAAUUAUUUCGUCAACAUGAGUAGCAAAGACAAUAUACAAUUCAUUCAUAAAAGUAGAGAAACCCAAUUACAAGCUUUAAACAGUGCGAAUGGUCCCCUCGUUUUCAUAGGAGAAUGGGUGAAUGAGUGGAAUGUGACGAGUGGUUCUGAAAAAGACUAUCAAGAUUUUGGAAAGGCUCAGUUAGAGGUCUACGACGAAGCUUCUUUUGGAUGGGCUUACUGGACAAUAAAGAAUGAUCGAAAACAUUGGGAUUUUGAAUGGAAUGUCAGAAAUGGUUAUCUUGAAAUAAUAGGUUAUGGCCACAAAUUGAGAAGCAGUUUUACUAAUUUUCUUGGAUUAUCAUGCUGCAGCUUCCUACUACUCAUAAUUUUUUGAUUCAAUAGUUCAAGCUAGUCAAAGUUUUCAGUUAUUGUAUGACAUUGAAUGCAGAAUGUUCAUUAUUAUUGAUUGAAUUCUCAAUUGCAAAAUCUCUAUUGGAGGAUUCCUAUUACUCUAUUA
Impatiens glandulifera is the source of this 2038-nucleotide messenger RNA. Its product is annotated as probable glucan 1,3-beta-glucosidase A. NCBI's taxonomy places the organism in Eukaryota, Viridiplantae, Streptophyta, Magnoliopsida, Ericales, Balsaminaceae. Gene Ontology annotation, cellular component: actin cytoskeleton; cytoplasm. Gene Ontology annotation, biological process: establishment or maintenance of cell polarity; actin filament bundle assembly; carbohydrate metabolic process. The transcript has 11 exons. Bases 314 to 1915 code for a protein of 533 amino acids. Gene Ontology annotation, molecular function: hydrolase activity, hydrolyzing O-glycosyl compounds; actin filament binding. The record is from RefSeq and is a predicted model, not a curated record.